Messenger RNA from Penicillium taxi, 2148 nucleotides. RefSeq lists its product as uncharacterized. Gene Ontology annotation, biological process: mRNA processing. NCBI's taxonomy places the organism in Eukaryota, Fungi, Ascomycota, Eurotiomycetes, Eurotiales, Aspergillaceae. Bases 1 to 2148 code for a protein of 715 amino acids. Gene Ontology annotation, cellular component: nucleus. Gene Ontology annotation, molecular function: RNA binding. The transcript is spliced from 2 exons. The record is from RefSeq and is a predicted model, not a curated record.
AUGGCUGCCAAACGCCCCCGCGCGGCUUUUGAAGCCGAAGAUAGUCAUUCGCCUUAUGCCUUCUAUGGAACCCCAUUACCGCCUCUCGAUGAUAGCACUCGCGAUGAUGGCUCGUACAUGCCCGUGUGGAAACAGGAGGUGACCGAUGAGCGGGGAAGGAAACGACUGCAUGGUGCUUUCACCGGUGGAUUCAGUGCUGGGUACUUCAAUUCAGUCGGCUCAAAAGAAGGAUGGACUCCCUCAACAUUCGUCUCGUCGCGUCAAAACCGCGCCCGCGAUGCGAAACAGGCUACGCAGCAACGCCCAGAGGAUUUUAUGGAUGAAGAGGACUUACGGGAACAAGAAGAGGCACAGAAGCUACAAACAUCCGACGAGUUUGCAGCAUUCGGUUCGACGGAGACAGAUACCACCCGGCGUGCGGGUCUCCUGGAUAUUCUGAUGCCAGGAGGGGAGACAAUGGGAGUGAAGCUACUCAAGAAGAUGGGCUGGCGAGAGGGCCAGGGGAUUGGUCCAAAGGUACGGCGUAAUGCUGACCUGGGCCAAAAUCCUACCGGGGAUGAAGAAUCUGGAGAAAGCUACUUGUUUGCUCCUGAGAAUCCGCCAAUGGUCUCCUUCGUUCGCAAGACUGAUCGCAAAGGUCUUGGGUAUGAAGGCGAGUUAGGUAUAGAAGACUCGACUAAGGCUGAACCCGAAAAUUCGGAUUCCUUCUUCGGGAAACGACUAGCCAUCAAGGACAAAGAAAAGCCAGCCAAGUCGAAGGAUUCUCGCAGAGGAUUUGGUGUUGGGGUUUUGAACGAUACCGGCUCAGACGACGAAGACCCUUAUUCUAUCGGCCCUCAAAUAUCUUAUAACAGGACCAUUGGAGGCGAUAGAAAAAAGAAGAAAAUCAAGCCAGGCCCUGCGAUUGCAUCGGCAAAUCCUCUGCUCGAAAAUAGGCCAGUUUUUAUAUCUAAAAAGAUGGCAGCAGCCCGUGGAGGAUUCAAACAAUGCCGUGAUGGACGACUACCACUGGAAGGAUUCCUUCUCGCUGAUUUGGUUGCAGGCUUGGCUCUAUCUGACAAGGUAUACGAAGCUCCCCAGAUCCCCGAGGGCUGGACGUCUGCUAUCAAGCGCUCUUCAACUGAGCGCGAUGCCCUGAAAUAUGUCUCUACGGCUGACGCUGCCAAGGCAUCAUCACUCGACUCUACCUCUCGAGCUGCGGUGCUUGGUGAAUCCCAGCUGCCAGGAAAAUCAGUCUUCGACUGGAUGACACCUGAGGCCCGGGAGCGGAUUGCGAAACUCACAGGGAACACCAAUCUACCUCCGGCACUGAGCGAAAAAGCACCGAAAGGGUUUGAGGUGUCUGAUUCAGUUCGGCGAAGAGACCUUUGGGAUCUAGUUCCAAAUCUAGAUAAGCAGGUUGCGGUUCAAGCUUUGACUCGGGCUGUUAGUGGAUGGAUGCCUUAUGCAGAGGACUUGGAUAAACGGGCGCGCUACCGUUCUUACCUAGAAGUACGAGCAGGAAUCCGGGAUUCUCUUCCCGAUCGAAUACCAGGUUCUAGCACCAAUGAUUGGAUGAACGAAAUGCAAGAGUUCGCCCGGGCAGCCGAAGUCUUCAAACCCAUGUCCGGUAUCAUGGCAUCCCGCUUCACGUCAGCUUCCUCCGGACCAAAAUCUGCCUCGGACGCACCCGACUCUUCUGAAGUUGCUCUCAGCAAACCUGCAGAAAAGCCCGAUCCUCCAGCCAUCGCUGCCGCCAAGGUUGGAAUGUUCGGACAUAUGACGAGAAGCAGCGACACAUUCUAUCCCUCGCGUCUCCUCUGCAAGCGUUUCAACGUCAAGCCCCCGCGGCAUGUACAGUCUGACCCGGGUGAACAGCCUGGAGGUUCCAACCCCGGGCCUGGCACUCGCUUCCAGCCUGCUGGGUAUCAGCAACCAGCGGCGAAAGAGCUGGUCUCCCAGGAGGUCAUGAAUGUCAUCAUGGCAGAAUCAGGGCUUAAACCCCAUAAUGCUAGGCCCGAUGCUACUCCUGGAUCAGGUCAAGUCCCUCUGCCCGUAGUUCAGCCUGAGCACAACGAAGCACUUGAAGCAGAGCGACCAGAUCAGAAUAUCUUCAAGGCCAUAUUUGGCAGCGAUGAUGAAGGGUCAGAAUCAGGAGACGACCUCUAA